Phyllopteryx taeniolatus (common seadragon) is the source of this 759-nucleotide messenger RNA. RefSeq names its product VPS37B subunit of ESCRT-I a (gene vps37ba). Bases 1 to 759 code for a protein of 252 amino acids. Gene Ontology annotation, cellular component: ESCRT I complex. The transcript is spliced from 4 exons. Gene Ontology annotation, biological process: protein targeting to membrane; ubiquitin-dependent protein catabolic process via the multivesicular body sorting pathway; protein targeting to vacuole. The record is from RefSeq and is a predicted model, not a curated record. Lineage: Eukaryota; Metazoa; Chordata; Actinopteri; Syngnathiformes; Syngnathidae.
AUGAAAAAGAUUAUGCAGGAAGUCCAGCUAAGCAAAGAGACAACACUGGUAAACAACAGAACCCUGGCAGAGGAAAACCUUGCCCUCCAGCCUGGACUGGAGCUCAAGAAAGAGAAACUCACUAAGACAUAUGGCUGUCUUCAAGAAAGCUUUGACGCCUAUCAGCUGCGCAAGACCACUCUAGACCACAAGUCAGGAAACACAUCACUGGACAUUCUGUUGGCUCUACUGCAGGCAGAGGGAGCCAAAAUAGAGGAGGAAACAGAGAAUAUGGCUGAUUCUUUCCUGGAUGGUGACAUGACCCUGGAAGCCUUCAUUGAUUCCUACCAGAACCAGAGGAAGUUGGCGCACUUGAGAAGGGUGAAGAUCGAGAAGCUGCAGGAGAUGGUGCUGAAGGGUCAGCAGCUUCCACAGGCAUCCGUAUCGACCUCCCGAUCUCAGGAUAUGUCAGCUGGAGCCAGGCCCUCCUCCUCCCUCCUCACUGAGGCAGGCAGUGACUCAUCCCCUCUACUUCAACCCAGGAGGAAGCCUCCGCCUCCCCCAUCCCAGACAGCCCCACUACUAAAUCCAGCUCCAACUGUUCCCCCCCAGCCUUCGACCUACUAUGCUGUAUCACCAUAUCCGCCAAUUCCUCCCAGAACGGGCCAACCCUAUCCGAAUGUUUCAUCAGGCUAUCCUUUCUUAGCGCAGUACCCACCUGCUUUGCCACAGAGAACCCCCUCUCGUGUGGCCCCGCAGCCUGGCUUCAUCAUUCAGUGA